Molecule: messenger RNA, 1473 nt
Organism: Cetraspora pellucida
Lineage: Eukaryota; Fungi; Glomeromycota; Glomeromycetes; Diversisporales; Gigasporaceae
Source: the annotation of a GenBank genome assembly
AUGUCUACAUCUAAAACGAUACAUGAAUAUUUCAGACGAAAAGUGUCAGAUUGGGAUAUUGUAAGAUUCCUCAAUGAAUAUACCAAUAUAGAAUCUUAUAGACAAAAAAUAGAAUGCUACUUAUCAUCUCUCGAGUUGAUAGCCAAUACUGAGAAUGGUCAAAGGCGUAAAAAAGCGCUGGAACUUCAAAAACUCUACAGGGAGGCAAGUAUUGGAUGGCGUGGUAGGGACCUUCGUGCUCUCUAUCAUUCAAGUCUUCGUACUGAGCCACAAAAGCAGUAUUGGGACACAGAUGACCUUUGUGCUUGCCUAAUGUUUAAAAGUCCUCGAGAAAAGAUGCAUUCGUAUUUGCGGAUUCAUAUUCAUCAUUCGACUAUAAACGGGACAGUGCAAGAGAUAACAAAUGGUGUAUAUGGGACUAUGAGUGGAGAGGUGUUCGAUGUAAAGCUUGCGCCAAAGAGAAGCAAUCAGAAAGAGGACAAUGACGAAGGUUCAAAGCGGAUGAAAAUCGAUCAAUAUUUCUAUACUCGCGCUGUGACCCCACUCACGCUUUCACAAGAAAAGAGUAAAGUUAAUACGGAUUCGCUGGAUUGCAGUGAUGUAAAAGACUCGCCUUCACAAGAACAAGAACUACCACCAGAUGAGACUUUAAAAGGUACGAUUAUGGAGAGGCUCAUUAACAGCAAAAGCAGUAUUGCAAGAUACCAGAUUAUAUUCCUACCAGAACGCAAUUUAUAUGAUCCGAUAAGGUGCCUGUAUGUUAAUAAAGAAUGGUUGAUGAUGGAAUCGACUUGGGAAAAGAUAGAAAAGAAGAUAGUAAGUUCACUUCCUCCAAUUGCGGAAAACCUGGAAUCACUUUUAGAAAAAUAUAAUAAAGCUAUCAUAGACGCCACAACCGGAUACUAUGUAGAUUUGCAGAAGGUUUGGAUUACCAUAAGUGAAUCGCCAUUUGUAGGUGAAGUUGAAAAUAUUGAUAGGAAAACCCAAUUGGACCUCACAAGGGAUGUAGAUAAAUGUAAAUCGUGUGUAGGUAGCUGGCAUCAUGACACCAUUUUAACUAUAAAAGCGGGGAAUAAGGAUUUUCAAAUAGCAUUUGGUGAGCGUAACUUUAAUUUUUCUAUUUUUAUUAUAAAAAUUUCUAAAAGAACUAUUCGAUUUAUAGCCAUGCGGUUAGCUCUUCCAAAACUUUUGAAACUAUUGCCUGAAAAUGUGCCAGGUAUCGAGGAGUUGGAAACUUUCAGAUUACUUGUGUAUAAAAAGGAGUUCCUUCUUUAUUCAAUGCAUUAUGUGGAUGGAAUUUAUUUUGUUGAUCAGUAUGAUGGAUUUACAAUUCCUGAUACACCAUUACAGCUGGAGAAUAUAUCUGAUAUCAUUCGCAUAAUGCUUAUGUUUAAGAUAUUGAAAGGUUUUAAACGUGGCAGUACUCUGCAUGCAAAUGAUGACGAUUCGGAUAUUCUUGCAUCUAUUCAUUAA